AAAUUGCAAAUAUUGCUUCAGAAAUCUUAAUUGCAUAAUUAGAGAGUGCAACCCUAAAAUUGAUAAGCUAUUAUCAGGGAUCAGAUAUCAAGACAAUGAUAAACAAAAAACGAGCAGCAUAUUCAUUAUAAACUUUCAAUAUAUCGAAAACAGUGGACCCAAAAUGACUACAGCUUUAUAACGAUAAAUAUACUUUUCUCAGUUUUAAAAAUGUUUGCAUUACAUAAAUUGGUCAUUCUAUUAGGAUUAGGACUGUGUGUAAAGUGUGUGGAUAUAAAAUUCGAGAAUGUUCUGACCUCGCAACACGGGUACGGCUGGCCGGCCUCGCUCCAUGUGGCCGAAGGUAACGAGGCGCUGAUGAAGCUCAGCGUCCGUUUGGAUGACCAGCAGUCAUGUUAUGCCAAAACACCCAUGGGAGAUGUCUUUAACGUGGAGUCACCACCGUCGAACGAGUAUGAGAAAUGGAGCGAAGGGUGUGGCUUGAGAGUUCGUCACGUGAAGCCCGAGUACGUAGGGAGGUGGCGCCUGACCGCCAACGGACAGAACAAGUCCCUUACCGGCUGGACCGAACUACACGUCAUAGAUGACGUAGAAACAUACCAACCCAGCCCCAUCACUCUCAAGGACGGUGAGACUCAAGCGAAGGUGGAUCUCACGACUCUAGACAACGCGUACUGCGUGGUGGCGAAACCAUUCACAGAGAGCUCGCUGGUGCCGGGACACUGUGCCUUAACCCUGGAGCGGACCUCCAGGUCUGUCCAGGGCAACUGGGACAUUCUGCUGGGGAUCCCUGGACAGGUGGCGGAAGUGAGGGCUUCGAAACACGUCGCUGUUGAAGCCGAACGUCUGGACACUGGCUACGUAUACGACGCGAACAGUGGCAAGCUGCACCUCUACUGCAACAUCUUGUAUACGGACAAAGACGUGACUUUCUGCCGGUUCCAAAGAACCACUAACUCGUACGGGUAUAAUGUCAUGGACGGAUUGAGCGAUGGCAGCCAUAGUUACUACGGCGAAGGUUUCGCUAUGAAGCAGUGCGGUAUGACGGUGGAGCACCCGGCCGCCGGCGACUACGGCACAUGGCGGUGCUCCGUGGGUGUGGGCUCGCUGGUCAACAACCAGUUUGUCCAGGGAACACCCAUGCAGGCCCUCAUCAAUGUUCCUACUACACCUAGAUUCAAUUUUCCGCAAGAUGACGGAGAAGACAAUAACGAACCGAGAACUGUCUUCGUCGAGGAAAACAGCGAAUUCACACUGUCCUGCCAAGCGGACUUCGCCCUGUCCUACUGCUGGUUCCAGCACCCCAACGGAACGCAGUUCACGCCGGUCGCGUUAUCGCAGCAAAGCCAACUAUUCUGGUACAGCGGGGAGAGUCUGACCACGGGGGACUGUGCGAUAACAUUCGUGGCCGCUAACGCGUCCGAUGCGGGCACCUGGGUCUGCCACAUGGGGCCCCGCGACACCAUAGGGGUGGAGGAAACGGGGCAAGUGCAGCUUAGGGUAACUGGACCCCUUGCGGCCAAUCAGAAGGAGAUUCCGGUCACCGUGGGGGAGCCCGCGACUAUCUUCUGUCACUCGUCCAACGGCAACAGACCUCUGGAGUACUGUCGCUUCCUCUCGCCCAGCUAUCUCGGGAUCAAUAUUGACUCGUCCGUAACGGAGGAUAACGCGAUUCUGGGUCGCUUCUACUUCACGCCUGGACGGGACCUCACUCACGGGUUCUGCUCGCUGGAGAUCAGGGAAGUGACGGCCGAGGACAUCGGCGUGUGGACGUGCGCCGCCGUCGUCGACAACAAUGCCGAGGAAUCGAGGGACACCGCCACGCUUAUAGUUGACGAAACCGCCUCCGCCCCGCGCUACCGCGCCGGUAUCAUCGGUAUGUCGGUCGGGGUUGUCGCACUGAUCGUCGUGCUAGUUGGUUACCUCGCCUACAAGCACAACCUGAUUCCGACCAUCAAUCGGAGACGCAACCCGAGCAACAUUGAAAGCACAAUGACGAUGUCCUUCUCUAUGCCCAGCCGGACUUCAGGCAACCCGAGCCUCAGCAGCGGAAGUUCCAACGAGGAAGAAUUUAGACGACACUAAUAGAUUGUUAAAGAAAACCCGCAAUGUAUGUUAUCAGGUAUUUGAACAUUUCGGUCUUAAAGAAAUGAAUACUCAUAAUUUUUCCAAAUUUGCAGAAUAUAUUAUUAUUGUUGUCACGUAACUUUUUUAUUUACCUGCACAAACAAUUCCUUUGUAAUUCAAGCACAACAGAAAAUGUGUAAUAUCUUUCUCCCGAACAAUUUCGAGCGAACAACGAUAACUCGAAAGGUAUAGACACCUUCAUGGGUAUAACGACAAACUAAUUGACUUUAUGAAAUCUAUAGAAGUAACUAGCUGACCCGGCAAAUGUUGUUUUGCCAUACAAAAGUAGAUAAAAACCUAUUCU
Molecule: messenger RNA, 2431 nt
Organism: Aricia agestis (brown argus)
Lineage: Eukaryota; Metazoa; Arthropoda; Insecta; Lepidoptera; Lycaenidae
Exons: 10
Coding region: 211-2085 (624 amino acids)
Source: RefSeq, a predicted model, not a curated record